CGACGUGUCAUUCUGUCACAAGAUAAACAAUAUGGCGCUGUCCUUUUUUCAAUAUUCCAAACAUCAUCAGUAAUAUCUACAUUUUAAUGGUGACAUGGCUAACCUGUGAUCAAAUUGACCUGUAUCUUGAUAGCGGGCUCGCCAACAGCCAGUCUGGUGGAUCAUCUUCAUCAUGGCGUCUUCCUUUGUCGUCGGAGAUCAUUUCAGAAACAAGGUGACGCAGUUACUGGAAAGAGGGGACACAUCUCUGCCACAAGCUCUGAGAGAAAACCUAGAGGAGCUUCUGAAAAGAUCACAGCCAACCACGCUGACCUUCAGCACCGCCAGAAAAUUGAAGAAACACCUGGAGGAAAAUGGAAAUCCUUUCUAUCUGCACGAGUUCCUGGAGGACAGCUCCCUUUACCUGCCCGAGGUCGUCAGGCCUCCCCGGAAUCCUGAGCUGGUCGCUCGCCUGGAGAGGAUCAAAGCAAAGCUAGCAAAUAAAGAAUACGACAGGAUGACGCACAACGUGAACGCUCAGGAAAUUAGCAGAAAUGGAGCAUUUGCAGAUUUUGGAAGAGAAGUGCGAUCAGUCAAAGCAGUGAUGGUGACUGUUUUCAACUUCCUGGUGACUGUAGUUGCUGCCUUCGCCUGUUCCUACAUGGGGAGUCAGUAUUUGUUCACAGAAACAGCAGCGCGCGUCAUUUCAGCUGUGAUUGCUGCUUCUGUCGUCGGGCUCGCGGAGCUUUAUGUUCUGGUGCGGACCAUGGAAGGAGAACUCGGGGAACCAUAACUUUCCAGAAAACAUUUCUAUUGUUUUUGUUAUCCCUGUCUGAUGAACUGAUGGACUCAUUUUACCUUAAUAAGAACAAAGUUUAUUUACAUAAUCAGUGGAUGCAUUUGUUUCUUUUUCUUUUUAUUUAACUGUCAGAUAUUCUCUUAAGGUUAAUAAACAAAUACACUGUUUCAAUAAAGAGUUUGUUCCUUAA
Molecule: messenger RNA, 968 nt
Organism: Oryzias latipes (Japanese medaka)
Lineage: Eukaryota; Metazoa; Chordata; Actinopteri; Beloniformes; Adrianichthyidae
Gene: vma12
Product: vacuolar ATPase assembly factor VMA12
Biological process (GO): vacuolar proton-transporting V-type ATPase complex assembly
Cellular component (GO): endomembrane system
Source: RefSeq, a predicted model, not a curated record